ACUUUUAUGACAGUGACAAAAAGUAUACCCGAGACAUUUUGUGAAUUUUAAUAAUUUUAUUAGACUCUUUAAUAAAAUUUCUAAAGCCAGUGGAUUGUUUUCGAUGUUCGUAAAUGCUAUCCAUCAUUAUUUAAAAGUAUUACCUUGAUUCAGUUCUCAUGGUUUUUUCGUCAUGGGUUGUAUAACUUGGAUUCGAGGUCUAAAAAUUGCAUUUCCUUUCAAGGAUAAGGAAUUAAACAAAAUUGCUGCAUUUUUUAACACCUGUACAUUCCUGCUGACGUGCGCUGCGUUGGUGCAGCCGAGUUGGUUUAGAAUUAAGGGCCUGCAUUGUACGCAGAGCCUGUCACUUACACAGUUCUUCACCUUUGAUGAUGAUGGUGAAGAAUCACAGAUAGCGAUACAUCAGAAUAAUGAGUUUGAUGUUAUGAGCGGCUCGGAUUUUAAUGGUCUACCACCAUGUACGACGCCUGAGAUAAUCACGCUAAUGCGAAUCCUAAUUCUGCUAUGCUUCAUGGUGUUAUUAUGUUCCUGUAUCGGAGUCUUAAUAAACAUAACAAGUUUAAACAGCAAGGCCAUUAAGAUGUUAAGAAGGAACGCAGUGCCGAGUAUAAUUUGUGUCUUCUGGGUGAUCGCUAUAGUUGGUGUGUGUUAUUAUACCACGGUCGUACUCGGGAAUGCUAAUAGCAGCGAUCCGAAUACAAUACAAGUGGAUUAUGAAUACGGCUUUUAUACUAUUACUGGGGCUGGUUGUAUGGCGCUUCUCGCGUCCGCCGCUAACCUAUGGGGGGCGCCACUGUCCAAUGACGAGGACUUACAAAGACGUAACUUAAUAGACGAUUGGGAUGGUUAUGAAGCCCACAGUGUUGGGCCCACACCCUCUGUCCCAACGUUACCUCCAUACACCCCAAGUGCUAACUACCCCAGUCCCAAUUUCUCCCAUCCCCCCUUUGCCCCACCAGUUUUAGGGUCUCAACAGUAUUUUCCAUUCGAUGACCUUUCUGCCUUACCCCCUCCACCGCCCUAUACCCCGUAAGAAGUUAUAUAAUGGACCCUCUUCACAAUGGGCAGCGAUGGUCGAGUAGAGGCAAUCACGAUAGUGUAGGCCUUAAUAUCUAUGAUGAGCCGUUAUUGUAGAUGUUUUUUCUUAAUCACAAUUUUCACGACAAUCAUUUGUUGGGCCAACACUGCCCAUUGUGAACUGGGCUCAUAAUGGUCCGACAAUAAGCUAUUUGUCUAUGCGGUUUUUUGUUCAUUUCGUACUUUAAUACUGAGUGGAAGAUAUGCUAGUAAUUUUUAAUUGUUAAUUGUGAGUGUACGAUUUGUACGGUUUUGAAUUUCUAUUUUCGUAUUUAAAUAUUGUUUUUACAAUAAUUCAAAGGUAUUUGUUUACUUAAAAUUAUCUAUUGAUUUGGUUUUAGAAUGUAAUUAUAAAUUUUAUAAAGUCCAAACAUAUCUUCCACUUAUGUUUACAGAAAAUAAUUAGUUUGUCAGGCGUUUACUGUAUUUGUAAAAGUAUGAGAUUUACAAAAAAAUAAAGAAUAAAAAGAAAAAUGUUCAAUGAAUAUGAAUAUAUCCUGUCACAGUUGAAUAAAGAAAUGUCCAUACUAUCAGCUUCUAUGGUAAACGCCUAAUAAAAAAAUAUAUAAAGUGUUUUCUUUUGCUAAAAAACAUUAAUUUAACUCCAAUAACAACGAGAAGCAAUAAAAAGCCUUUUAGCAUAGAUAUAGUAUAUCAAAGAAUAUGUGAUAUAAUCCUAGAUACUAGCAUCUUCUGUAAGAUGAAACUUUUGCUUUUUACUUAUGUAUAUUUGUAAUAAUCGCAGUACAUUAAAAUUUACAAUAUUGUAUAAUUCGUUUGUGAAUAUGUACUUCGGAAGCAUAUCAAUUGCCUAUCUCAUAUCCAACUGUUAUGGUUUUAAAUUAAUACUAAAGAUAUAUUUAUGAAUGUAAUAAUAUUUUUAUGUAAGGUUGUGAAAUUACUCGUUUAAAAUUUUACAUUGGCGUUAUAAAAUUUCUUGAGCUUGUGCCAUUUGAACACAGAUAAAAUAAAAACAUCAUUGCAAUGUUUAAAAUCGUAUUUGCUUAAAAAAUCUGAGGGUUGAUAAGUGUUAUGAGACCAUUGAAAUAGUGUUCGCAACUCAUUUGAAUAUCACAAUUUUUAAGAGAUUUGCAGCUGUGAGAUCUAUCAAUGAUAAUAUUCAUUAAAGGUGUUAUUUGAAUUGAGUGCAAUAACCCUUAGAGUUAGCGCGCAAGAGCAACUUUUGUCUCCGCAACUAUUUUGUCUCUCCCAUCAACUCUAUGGGGAGUUGCGUCGCUACGUGCGCGCACUUUCUUACUAGCCCAUAGAGUUGAUGGGAGAGACAAAAUAGUUGCGGAGACAAAAGUUGCUCUUGCGAGCUAGCUCUUAUAUUAUUUUUAUCAACUCUCUUAACAUAUCUCUUGCAAUAAUGUUUUUAUUAAGAGGUUUUCGAGAAUAAAAUUGAAGUAAAUUUUAACUGAAACAUACAUGACGGUUAUUUAUAUUGUAUUAAACAUAUUAUUAUGCCUUUUAUUCAGCAUAAUAUUAUAGCUCCGAAUAUUUAAUCUCCUUCAAAGUAUUUCUUCUAUAGUUGGUAUAAACAUCUAUUUUAACAUAGUUCUUAGUUUGCCAAGUUUGUUUCUUAUUAUAUUAUAAUUUAUAUUUAAUUAUUAUUAAGUUAUAAGCGAUAUAACAGUGCAGUAUAUAUUUUUUGUAUAUUGAGUUACUUGGAUUGGUAAAUAAUUAUUUUUUUAGGGUCAUAUACUUUAUUAAGUAUAACUCUAUGGGUUUUUUAGCCUUCGGUUUUUAACAUCGUAUAAAAAGUUUGGUUCAAAAAUCUCUUCAUUUUCAACUCGAAUUUUAGUCGCGUAUUUUCUAUUAUAUUUUCAUUUUCAAACAAUUUCAACUGUUAUUAAUAUUUGUCUAAAUUAUUUGUGUCAUAAUUCUGUGUAAAAAUCUCAAGUGAUAAGCGAUUUUAAAUAUCAAACUUCCCAAUAAGUGUUCAUAAAGUGAUCUGAAAUUGAAACUCAAAAUUAAAAAUAAAAAUAGAAGUAUGUUGUCGUAAUUUCUGGUGUAUAUGUUGUGUUACCAAAAAUAUAACCUUGUUAUCAUUACUAUAGCAUUAUUUGUUAAUGUGUACAUUGUUUAGAAUAAGUAUACCUAGUAAUAACUAGUUAGCCAAUUGGAAAAUUAUUUUUACAUUACAUAUAAGAGUAAGAUUUUAUUUUUAUGUAAAACCAGUACAUAUGUAAUACAUUUAAAAAUAA
Messenger RNA from Colias croceus (clouded yellow), 3284 nucleotides. Its product is annotated as transmembrane protein 127-like. Gene Ontology annotation, biological process: negative regulation of cell population proliferation; negative regulation of TOR signaling. Gene Ontology annotation, cellular component: membrane. The record is from RefSeq and is a predicted model, not a curated record. Bases 173 to 1033 code for a protein of 286 amino acids. The transcript is spliced from 4 exons. Lineage: Eukaryota; Metazoa; Arthropoda; Insecta; Lepidoptera; Pieridae.